Messenger RNA from Aspergillus aculeatus ATCC 16872, 1308 nucleotides. RefSeq lists its product as uncharacterized. Bases 1 to 1308 code for a protein of 435 amino acids. Lineage: Eukaryota; Fungi; Ascomycota; Eurotiomycetes; Eurotiales; Aspergillaceae. The transcript has a single exon. The record is from RefSeq and is a predicted model, not a curated record. Gene Ontology annotation, molecular function: hydrolase activity.
AUGAAGACAUUCGAGUUUAUCAACAUCGCUGCUUUAGCGAGGCUGGCUCUCGCUUCAAUACAGCAACCACUCGCCGACCCCCUCUCCCACAAUACAAUAGUCAAUCCCAGCAUCGAGUCAGCACUCGACCAAAUAAUCACCUCCUCGCCUCUCCUCGCCUUUCACCGCGAUAUCGUGACCAUCGAAUCCAUCUCUGAAAAUGAGCAAGAAGUCGGCGACUUCAUCAUCGACUUCCUUUCCUCCCAGAACCUCACCGUCGAGAAGCAAGUCGUAACCCCAAAGACGGAUACCACCAAGGAGCGCUUCAACAUCUACGCCUACGCAGGAGACAACCGCUUCCCCGAUAUCCUAUUAACAAGCCACAUCGACACCGUGCCACCCUUCAUUCCUUACUCCCUUCACCCCCCAGCCCCGAACCCGCAUACCGGGAAAUUCAACCGAAAGGACCUUCUCAUCGCCGGCCGCGGCACCGUAGACGCAAAGGCCAGUGUCGCAGCCCUGACCUUCGCCGUCCUCGACACUCUAGCCACAGACCCGACGGCAUCCGUAGGUAUUUUACUGGAUGUCGGCGAGGAGAAGUCCGGCGUGGGGAUGAAGCACUUCUCCGCCUCGGAGCUCAAUCCCACGCCGUCGAGCUUCCACACCGUGAUUUUCGGCGAGCCCACGAAUGGAGAUCUCGUGAAGGGCCACAAGGGCACGCUGGGGUUCAAGGUCGUCGCGCGCGGGAAGCCCGCGCACUCGAGUUAUCCCUGGCUCGGGGAGAGCGCUAUCCUCUCCAUCUUGCCUGUUCUCGAACAUAUCAAUUCCCUGCAGUUUAUUGCCCCGGAGGAAGGGGGGUUACUGUGGGGUGAAGUCCUGGGUAACUCCACCUUGAAUAUCGGGACUAUCAGCGGAGGUGAGGCGGCCAAUGUUGUACCGGCGCAUGCUGAGGCCGCGGUCUCGGUGCGGUUGGCGGCGGGAAGUCCGGAGGAGACCAGGCGGAUUAUUCAGAGUGCGGUGGAUGUGUUCUCGGGCGGUGACGGGAGGGUUUAUUUGGACUUUGGCAUUGGGAGUGGAAAUGGGACGGUCGGGGCGCCACCGCAAUUUUUCGAGACGGAUGUCGAGGGGUUCGAGGUCAUUGCGGUGAAUUAUGGGACGGAUGCGUUUUCCUUGGAGAUCCAUGAUCAUGAGACCACACGGAAGGUGAAGCGAUAUUUGUACGGGCCGGGGCGGUUCGAAGUCACGCAUGGGGAGAAGGAGGCGAUCGGCGUGCGGGAGUUGGAGGAUGCGGUCGAGGGAUAUAAGAGGCUAAUUGCCGCUUCGUUGUGA